AUGAGAUGUAGGUUAACGAGAUUAACUUAUUGUACAUGUGCAAAAGGAAACAAGAAUUUUUACUAUACAGGAGAUAGAGAGUUCAAAUCUAUGUUUGAGAAUAUCCUACCUUCGUCUCAAAUCCAUGAGCUAUUGAAGCUUCUUGCAGAUAGUAAUGAGGCAAGAAUUGGUUUAAGAUCCAGUACUCAGAAAUACAGACACAUAGAAAGAAUAGUGACCAAAGAGAGGGAAGAAUUCAACAGACAAUACGAAAAGGAAAGAAAGAGAAUUCGAGAGGCAACUUCUGAAAGAGGUUCGGAUAUUGGUGUUUCAAAGAGUUCGGAAUGUUCUGAAGAUACUGAAAAAACUACAUUACUUGAAGAAAUUGAAAGGCAAUCAUCUGGAAUGGAUUUUGAUGAACCUUCAAGCACUCAUUGUUCUGCUGAAGAAUGCCCAGAUAAAGAAAACGCUGAAAAUGUUCUCAAAUGCAAUGUUUGUCGCAAAUGUUUUCACAAUUUCUGUUGUUCACCAAAAAUGUCAGAUUAUAUCAAAAAUAGCUUUCUUUGGACUUGCUCUGAAUGCAUAUACUGUACAGUAUGUAAGAAGAGUGACCGACCAAAUAUACAAGUUUUCUGUGAUAUUUGUAGCCGUUGCUUCCAUACAUCAUGUUUAAAUCCAAAACUUCAAAAGGUCCCAAAAAACUUUUGGUUAUGUGAUGACUGUAAAGUAUGUUCUAAAUGUCACAAAUUAGUCGAUUUCCCAAUGGAAAAUGGAAAAAUUUGUACUGAAUCCCUUCCAGAAGGCUUUGACUACUUAGAUCCAAAAUAUGGAACAAGAAUAUGUUACGAGUGCAAAGAUAAAAAGAAAGAUUUAAUAUGUGGAGUCUGCAAUAAUGUCUUGAGCAAACAUGGAAAUAGAAUAUGUUCCUUAUGCAGAAUGUUUGUACACAAUAAUUGUCUUAAUGCUCAAAUAUGUAAUCUAUGUAAUCAGUAG
This is a messenger RNA of Cryptosporidium ubiquitum, 972 nucleotides long. Its product is annotated as PHD domain-containing protein. Lineage: Eukaryota; Apicomplexa; Conoidasida; Eucoccidiorida; Cryptosporidiidae. The record is from RefSeq and is a predicted model, not a curated record. Bases 1 to 972 code for a protein of 323 amino acids. The transcript has a single exon.